Molecule: messenger RNA, 929 nt
Organism: Vitrella brassicaformis
Lineage: Eukaryota; Vitrellaceae
Source: the annotation of a GenBank genome assembly
CGUGUCUUCAGGUAGCCCUCUGCGGUCCAUCGAGAUCAAAAUCACUUGCAUCAAGGGGCAGGGUCAAGACAGGUUGUUGUCCAGCAGCGAUGGGUGGGCCGGCCUGCAGUGAGGUACGGGGAGGAAGACUGUCGUUGCCAACGCGGGACGGCCCUCUCAAGAGCGUGCCCUUCGACGGGAGAUAGGGUGGUUGGCUGUUAGCUGUUGAUGGGUCGGUCCGGUUGCUGUCCAUGGACAACUUGAGCAGCCGGGAUAUCUGUUCGUCUUUCAGAUGGAGAUAGCGAUAGCACUCAUCCAGCUGCAUGCAAUGCAGCCAUCCACAACACACACAAUCAGGCAAGGCAAUCCAUGCCUCCAUUUCUUCCGUACCUCACCUCAUGUUUGAGUCGGGUGUUCUCCCUCAAGCCCCUCUCCAGCUCAGCGUCGCGAUCUGACAGAGCUGCCUCAAGGGUUUCUGCAACACACACCCAAACAUAGCCGCCAUAUGUCCCCCCGCAGUGCCGCCCACGUUACAGCUCUCACCGGUGCGUCGUUCCAUGGUUCGUAGCGCCUCUCCCUGCUCCCGAAACCUCUGCACAUCGACACUCCGCCUCUCCGUCGAAUUCCUCAGGGUCAACAACACCUGCACCCAUCGGCCGCACAACCACCGACCACAAAAAUGUAUGUGUGUCUGUCUGUAUGUGUGGCAUCUUGUGUGUGUGUGUCCCCCCAUGCACCUUGCUUUGGAAGGACAGCUGCUGAUGCAGCCGUGACAGCUCGGCCUGCUGCUCCUCAACCAGCUCCCGCAAAUCGUCCCCUCUCUGCACAGCAAUGCGGUACUGAUGCAGAGGCACACUCUCACCCUCGGGCUGGCCAUUCUCUGCAGCGUCGACAUGCCGCGAGGCACGUGAGCCAUGACGGUGUGUUCCAUCCUGCAUAUCUCUGCUGCC